Molecule: messenger RNA, 4740 nt
Organism: Lingula anatina
Lineage: Eukaryota; Metazoa; Brachiopoda; Lingulata; Lingulida; Lingulidae
Product: synaptotagmin-1
Biological process (GO): exocytosis
Cellular component (GO): plasma membrane; exocytic vesicle
Molecular function (GO): neurexin family protein binding
Source: RefSeq, a predicted model, not a curated record
GGCACCAAAUUAAAUCCAAGAUGGUGGCAGUGCAGGGGGUGGACAAAAACACCUAAGACUAAAGAUAUAAGAUAUACUCUGGUCAGCCUAUUUCAACAGUUUCAAGAUGGGUGCUAAACAGUCAGUAGAGUUACCAGUAGCAGAUGAAGAGGCUGGUGACCCUGUACAUGACCUUCACCUUGACCUUCAAGGUCGCAGAAGGAAUACCCAGUAUGCCCAGCGUCUCCAGGGCAUGGCCAGGAUGAUGACCAAUCCAAGACACACCAGGACCAAAGCCAGGCUUGGGGCGGCGGUGGUGGAGGAAGAGGAAGACUUCGCUGGCAAUAAGGAAGGGAAGGAAUUAAUGAAGCAGCUGUACAAAAAGCUUGACCCGACAGUGAUGAAGACAAUUGGGGUCAUCCAGGGUGAGAUACAGCUGUCAUUUAAGUAUGAUUUCAACAGUGAGCUGCUGCUGAUAAAGGUCAUCAAAUGCAGAGAUCUGGACGCCAAGGACCUGAGAGGGAAGAAUGCUAACACUUAUGUCAAGCUUUCCCUGUUUCCUGAUGACGACCAACAAAGGUCCAAGAGCACCCAAGUUGUGAAGCAGUCCCUGAAUCCAGUCUACAGUGAGAUUUUCUCCUAUGUGAUACAGGAGCCUGGUCUGGUUGAUAGCAGACUAAUAGUACAGGUAUGGAACAAAGAUGUCAUGGGUCGUGAUGACUUCAUGGGCGAGUGUUUGGUGAAACUGAAUGCAUUUAAUUUCCGAGAAGAUCCAGUGCACACAGCGUGGUAUGACCUACAGAUGGAGACUGACCUGGGGAUAUCAGGAGACUUAAACCUUACCCUGGCCUACAGACUCCCCCAGACCCUGCUGGUCACCGUCCACUCAGCAACUGACCUGUCCAAGAAGAACGGUGACCGGUCAAGUCCCUUUGUGAAGGUCACUAUACCAGGGGUGGCACAGGUGGAACAGACUGAGAUCAUCAAAGGAACCCUAAACCCAGUGUGGGAGGAGACAUUUGAGUUCCAGGUGCCUCAGGAAGAGUUUGGCUACAGGUACCUGGUGUUUCAGGUGAUAGACUCCAGUGCAGACGCUGAGAGUGACGCUCUUGGUCAGGUGAUCAUUGACCUCAACAACCUUGACCCAGAACAUGGCUACAGUGGACCCUUUGGACUAGAAGAUUUGAAAAACAGUGAGCGUCUAAGAGACAAAUGGGCCCAGAAAGCCAUAGUUCAGGAGUUCAGAGAGUCCCUACUGGCACACUCCACCUUUAAAGAACCAAAGUUCCUCUUCCAAAAACAGUCUGGGAAUAAAGUGAUCACAGUCACAAGUCGUAAGGCUGGAACACAAGCUAAGCUACGAAUAGUCAAUGGAUUACCUGUGUAUUGAGACAGGUUCAUUGGAUUCGGAACUUUUUAUCAGAAGUUUAUUUUUUUUUUUGCAAUUUAUUAAGCUUUGAAUAUGCUGUGAGAAGAAAAUCCAUAUUUAGAUAUAUAACGGGAAACUUGCUUGUUCUGCUAAAUACAGUUUUUUGCCAAAACAGCAGGGGAACAGGUUUUUUGGAGGGUGUGUGUGUGCGUGUGGAUAAAGUGCUGUCAGUCAGACCAUACAAUUAAUAUGUGAGGAAAAUGCAAAGAUUCCAUAACUGUUUAUUUUGAGGACUUUAUGCAGUGCUCUUUUAGCUCUGUCAUAUUAUAUUUACGUUUAAAGUAUCACUUUCCAAUAUAUAUAUAUAUAUAUAUAUAUAUCAGGAACAAGGUAUUUGUCUUACAUCAGACAACUGUUAUGGUUGAAAAGUCUUUUUAAGUAGUUUAAUUUUUGAAAAUAACUUAAAAAUCUAUAUAUCUAUAUUUUAUAUAUCUCUAAGAAGAUGUGUACAUCUCUCCUCCGUCCACAAAGCCUAAGGUCACUUGUAUGUAAUAUAUUGGUUACUGCUCAAGGUGUUUGUCAUGUGAAUGUUAGCACAGUGUCAGGUGAUAUACGACAUGGGUAUAGUUGUGAUGGUAAGAACACAACCCCCCCUCAUCCCCCCUCCUCCGUGUCUCUCUUUCUCUCCCUUUCUUUCCCUCUCUCUCUCUCUCUCUCUCUCUCACUGACAAGAGCGGAUGUCAUUUGUCAUACUUUUUAUUUAUUACAGUGCUCUCAACUGUGGAAUUUGUAUGUCAUGCAAAAGUUGCCAAAACGUCUGCAUUGUCUUUUAUAUGAUUUCCCUCAUACAUUUAUUCUCCUGCUGUAGAUAUUGUAAAGGUCUGCCAUUGCCCCUUUUCUUUUUUUCUUUUUUGUUUGUCCCAAACACCCCAGUGACAGUAACUUCACACUCCUGCCUUGUUUUUUUCUCCAAGUCAUGACUUAGCGUCAUCUGUGGACACCUUAAAGUGGAGGCCUUAUCAACAAUGGAUCAGCUGUAAGAUCUGAUAUCUUCUCAUGAUGUCUUUAUUAAGGGCUUAAUCGUGUUCACUGUGGAGAGAGAUAGAACUGAUUUCAGCGCGGCACACGGCUCCCACUAGGUGUGUGCCUUGUGUGCACUAACACCCUUAGAAAUUAGUAAUCAAGAUGUCGCGCACAUUUGUUCCCCAAGUUAGUAAUUAUGCCAUCCGGCCCAACCGACACACUCAUACUAUAUUGUCCACUAUAAGAAUCUAUGAGAGGAAAUUGUAUGAGGAAAUAUAGGAGACUCUUAGCCUGAAAAUAUUUUUUAUUUAUCAAAUGAUUAACAGUUAAAUUUCAAUUUUUGGGCUAUGCACUUCAAAAUUGAAUUCUUCUUUGCUUCACUGUCUUAUUUCAUGUUUAUUUUACUUUGUAAGAGAGAGCAUAUUUUAAUGCCUGGAGUACGGAGUUUCGUUAUCCUUAUUCAGAAUAUGUUUUACUGUUUGUAUGUUUGAUAUCAUAAGUAAAAAUUAUUAAGCAAUUUUUCAGAAGGAAGUAAUUUAAUUUGGAUUAACUUCUACAGUGCUGUUUGCCCUUACUUACUUAAUUUCAAUAUUAAUUCUGUAUUGAAACAGUUUUAAGAUUUAUUAUUAACUUGAAAAAAGUAUCCGAUCUUGAACAAUUUUUUUCUAAUGAUUGCCAGUAAUUGCAGCAUAGUUGGCAGCUUGAUGCAGUUGGCAGUGACAUGACAUUCAGAGGGGGAAGUUGAAGUUCUCUCUAUUUAGGGGCUUUAUCUCACUAUGAUUGUGUACUUGUGAUAAAAGUAUGUUUCAAUAUAUAAACAGUGCAACAGUAGGAAUAUGCAUGUAUGCAUGCCAGUGGUUUUGUUGAAUGCUUUCAUGUGCAUGCAUGAAUGCAAGUGCAUACACACACACACGCAUACACAGUUAGAUGCAGUACAGGUAAAGUUCACAUAUUUCAUAUAAAAACAUGCUAGGUCAGAUGUAACAACAGACAUAAAAACCAACAGUUUCAACGUCAUGUCACUGCGGAGCUGAAAGUAUUCUUAUUAAGCAGUUGAAAUUGAGUGUUUGCAUGUUGGGAGUAAUUUUGUUAAAAAAUUUGUCAUUAGUCAAGCUACUGGAUACGGCCGCCCAUGCUGUCUCCUACUGAAACGAAAUACCAUUCCAUUAAAUGCUGCCCCUCCCUCCUCGCCAUAGUAAUGAUCUUUGACAUAAAAUAAGUAAGGCUCAAAUAGUUUUAUGUUUUUUAAUAUCAUAACUAAAAAACACUGUCCUUAUUUUGUAGAAUCUUGAAACUGCAUUUUGGAAAAAAUGUCAGUAACUUCUGAUCAUAAGAAAAAGAAGUGAUUUGCAAUAUUUAUGUUGACAUAAAAUUAAUUUGUUCCAGAACAAAUCUCGGUGGUCAGUGCACCAGUUGACAAAUGAGUCGCACUAAUUAUAUUGUCCAGCGCCAUGCCACUAGUUGUUGUCAAUGACCAGGGACAUGAGCACAUUUUUUAUUAAUAUCAUUACUUCUACAGCAUCCAAAAUUUGCAUAAUUUUUCCAUGAGGCACGUAGGUCAAAUUGCUCAGUUGCUAUGAUUUAUUGCUGCCACGGCAACAUGGGAAUUGCGCCUUCCACCAUCUUGGAUGCUGUCUGCUGUUUGAGUUAUUAUUUAGUCUGAAAUCGUUUGUCAUAUUUUUUGAUAUAUUGCUCUCUCUCAGAUGAUUUUUGGAUAUGAUUUUAUGGUGUUAAACUUAAAGUGUAUAGCUACAUAUAGUAAGAAAGUUCCAUUUUUGAAAAUUGUGAUCUUUGAACAUAUGAUUAUGAUUUAUGUUGAAAUAUUUCCCAGUGCAGUAUUUGUUCUCUUAAUAUAUCAGUUACAUGGGUAUGUGCUAUUUCUCUUCUUUUAUCCUUGGUUCCUUGGUUGGUGAAGAAGUGGCUUUGUGUGUAUUGAAAAAAAAACUGAAACCCUUAUGACUGAAUACAUUACAUGUGACAACUAUUUUUACCCAAGCUGGACUUGGGGUUUUUUAUAUAUAGAUUUAAAAAUAAUGCUUGACAUUUCUAGACUAGUUAACUAAAAUUAGUCAAAAUUUAAGUAUGGUAUUAAGUCAGACUAUUUAAUCAAGAACUGAAUUAUAUAAGUAUUUCUUUAUAGAUUUUUUAUUGUACUAAGUUUAAACUGUAUGGGUAGACCUGUACUUACUCUUAUGGUAGUCUCUAGUCUUUCUUGAAAAAUAUUUUUAUAAAUUUAUUGUCACCUGUGUUGUCACCUUGAUAACAUGUAAUUUUUGGAGAUUUAUGUUUAGAUUUAAAUUCAUAAAUAAGUUUAAAAUAUCUAAUAAAUAUGAAUAAGAUAUAAAGACAGAUAAUGGUUUGAGAAUAAA